Molecule: messenger RNA, 1728 nt
Organism: Capronia epimyces CBS 606.96
Lineage: Eukaryota; Fungi; Ascomycota; Eurotiomycetes; Chaetothyriales; Herpotrichiellaceae
Exons: 1
Coding region: 1-1728 (575 amino acids)
Source: RefSeq, a predicted model, not a curated record
AUGCCGGGCACUGGAACCGGGCGGCGGGGGUCAGCCCUGGCGACCGCCAUUGGACUGCGGAAGAAGACUGAAAUCGAUAUUGUGCUAGACGGCGAGGCGGAACUUGUCCACUCAUACUCCACCCAUGACAAGAUCCAGGGUCGCGUGGAAGUCAAGUUUGAAAAAGAGACAUGCUUCGACGACUUCAAUAUCACUUUCGAGGGCCAGAGCUCCACCUACGUCGAGCGGAUAGCCACCACAGCCCCUACCACAGGCCGUACGACAGGAAGGCAAACCUUUUUGAAAGUCCAGCAGCCAAUCAAUGAAGGGUUCCUUCCACCGGACGGCGUCUUUCGAGCGAACGUGACCUACACGAUUCCAUUCACCUUCGUCGUUCCCUACCGGUUACUCCCCUUUGUCUGCACUCACAGGGUCAAGGAUGAAGAAUGCAGAAAAGAACACCUACAACUACCUCCGAGCCUGGGAGACCCCAGCGUCUCCGGGGAAGGUCGCACGCUGAUGGAUGAUAUGGCGCCCGACAUGGCCAGGAUCAUCUACUGCGUUCGAGCCAGAAUCACGAGAUGGAAUGCCGUGGGUCGACUACUCGAGUUGGCUGACAAGUCAGAGCGCGUGAGACUGGUGCCAGCGCGAGACGAAGCACCGCCUCUGAUCAUCGAAGACACACAGCUUUCCCACCACGUCAUGCGGAAAGAGAAGAGCGUGAAGAAAGGACUGUUCAAGAUUGGCAAGAUCGGCCGUCUAACAGCAGAGACGAGUCAGCCCAGGAGCCUACGGAUCCCGCAUCCACAAAAGCGAUCAACCGAACCCAUCUCGACUAUGACCACCAUCAACCUGCGCUUUGAUCCUCAAACCCCCCAAGAUGAACCACCACAACUCGACUCGGUGGGGACCAAGUUGAAGGUCUACACCUUCUUUGGCGCCGCAGCUUACAGUCAACUUCCCGAGGCCGGAAAACACGACAACUGGUCGACGCUGCAUGGAGUCUAUGCCGAAACUGUCCCCUUGGCAUCGCGCCGUGUGUCCACCGUUUCGUGGCUCCGUCACGACCCGGCUGAACGGGAGAUGAGCUUCUCGUCUUCGGAUCUUUCCCGCCGCCCUUCAGCGUAUUCUACAUCUUCCACCGCUUCGAUCCCCGAGCCAUCAUGUUCCUACCAAGCCGGGAUGCCCUUCUACACUGCAAGUGUGCUUACCCCGAUUGCUCUGCCCCACGCCUCCAGCACCAAUCGACCCCGAGUAUUUGUGCCGACAUUUCAUUCCUGUAUCGUUUCCCGGGUUUACUCCCUCGACUUGGAUGUUUCCUUCCGCACUCCCGGGGCGAACGUUGCCAGCAGUCAUGUCACUCUCAAGACUCCAAUUCAGAUCUCGGCCGAGGGAGGCGCACCACCGGCUCGAAUGCAUGAACCAGACGCGGCCAUCGUUGCCGAAAUCGAACAACAAUUUAGACUCUACGAAGAAGGCCAGCUGCAACACCACGACCUCGGGAUCGAAAGCCCGGUUUACGAAGAAACGAAUUCGAGCCACGCCUUGGCGGGGACAAGGCAUAUGAGUCUCGUGCCAGAGCAUGCCUACACAGCGGCGCGGUCGGACAGUGCGCCCGCCCUAUUGUUAGAUGUCGAUACCAGCGCACCACCCGAGUACCACGUCAGUUCUGGUUUCAGCACGUACAGCGCUAUGGACAGGCCGGGCGGACCUACAACUCAAAACGUGAGUCUUCGACUUUCUGCCUAA